Messenger RNA from Xenia sp. Carnegie-2017, 1786 nucleotides. RefSeq names its product lysosomal aspartic protease-like. NCBI's taxonomy places the organism in Eukaryota, Metazoa, Cnidaria, Anthozoa, Malacalcyonacea, Xeniidae. The record is from RefSeq and is a predicted model, not a curated record. Gene Ontology annotation, biological process: proteolysis. Gene Ontology annotation, molecular function: aspartic-type endopeptidase activity.
GUGAAUUCCCCUUCUAUGACGUCUGUUUCGCAACUCUACUUCUUGUCUUGUGACUUAUACGUGAGUGGUGAGCAGGAGGUUCUAGUGCGAACGUUGAAUGUUUGCUCUGGAUUGUCUUUGCCUUGGCAAUAAUCUUUCGUAAAUUUGCUUAGAUUUGUAGUAUUGAAAGAUAAAGUCAUGGAAGUUGGAACUUUGUUUUUCAUUCUUUUUGUAACAUCUGUUUACUCGUCACAAUUGCAUAGAAUUCCUUUGACAAAGAUUCCCACCAUCCGCUCUCAGUUAAAAGAGAUAAAUGUUCCAAUUCCCGAAUCAAAUACAAAAUACACCAAUAACGAGCUUGGCUUUCCUGAUGAACAACUUAAUAACUACCUGGAUGCACAAUAUUAUGGUCCAAUCACUAUUGGAACACCACCUCAGGAUUUUAAUGUUGUUUUUGAUACGGGAUCGUCAAAUCUUUGGGUUCCUUCAAAACACUGCAGUUGGAUCAACGUUGCUUGUUUACUACACAACAAAUACGACAGUUCGAAGUCCAGCACCUAUGAGAAGAAUGGCAAAAAUUUUUCCAUUAGAUACGGUUCUGGAAGUUUGUCGGGAUAUCUGAGCACAGACGUUGUUCGUGUUGGUGGAAUGACCGUAAAGAACCAAACAUUUGCUGAAGCCAUAAAAGAACCUGGUGUUGCUUUUGUUGCUGCUAAAUUUGAUGGUAUCCUUGGAAUGGGUUAUGACACAAUAUCUGUUGACCACGUGCCUUCAGUCUUCACGAAUAUGGUGAAACAGCAUCUUGUAAAGAGUGGUUUUUCCUUCUAUCUUAACAGGAAGACCGGACAAUCCCCGGGGGGUGAACUUGUUCUCGGAGGUUCUGACCCAUCCCAUUAUACCGGUGAUAUUACGUACGUUCCUGUAACGAGGAAAGGCUAUUGGCAGUUUAAAAUGGAUUCUGUGCAAAUUGUUGGUAGUAGUGAGAGUGGAUACUGUGUUGAUGGCUGUCAGGCUAUCGCUGAUACUGGUACGUCACUUCUCGCGGGUCCCACUCAGGAAAUAAAGGAACUAAAUUCGAAGAUUGGUGCAACUCCUGCUGUCAGUGGAGCGUACAUCAUUGAUUGCUCGAAAAUUUCAUCGCUGCCUUCAAUUUCGAUCAAUCUCGGUGGCAAGAACUUCACUCUUACUGGUGAACAGUACACAAUCAAAGAAACAAUUCUUGGGGUAACGGAAUGCCUGAGUGGUUUCAUGGGUCUGGAUAUUCCAAAGCCAAUGGGUCCUUUGUGGAUUUUAGGAGACGUAUUUAUUGGUCCUUAUUAUACAGUGUUCGAUAGAGAAGAAGAUCGGGUUGGAUUUGCGAAGGCGGCCUGAGCAUUUCCACCAACUUAUAACUCAAUAGUUUAUGUGAUCUGCAUUAUAUGAAAAAAUUGUUACUUCUGAAUUAAGCCUCAUCACAACAUGCUCAAAUUUCUGUAUGUGGUUUUAAAUAACAACAGUUUUGUUUAUAUUUUUAUUAUUACGCAUGCGUAAAGAAACUAUCUGGUAGAAGUUGCAUAAUAUGGUUUCAUAUGUUAAAGAAAGUGUUGUGGCUGGAAAUUGCAAAAAGCAAAUCAAGGCCAACUCUGAUUUCUAGCAUUCCUGAUUUUUAUUUGUGAAUUGGCUAAAUACAAGUCUAUUAUUAGUAUCAGUACUGACAGUGCUGUAGUAUUUUAUCUAACGUUAGGGAUAAUGUGGACUAAUAGCCCAUCUUCAUUUUUUUUUGUCAAUUUGCUAUCUAAACCAAUAAAAUAGUAAUGUGUCCAUAAAA